CAAUGACAAUCAUUAAUUCAUAACGAUAAACAAUUUCAAUUUUUGGGCUCUGAAUGUUCCAGCUGGAACAAAUAUUUUAGUACACCUAUAUUCUCUCGCAUCGCACUCUGUUCUUUCAUUCUUCCUUCUCUUUUUAAGAUUUUCGGACUCUGCAUCUAUCCGCUUUCUUUCGAUCAGGGUUUCCUCUCGUCUCCGAGCUCGUUUCGUUCUCGAAGAAUUGAUCUGCGAUAAUGACUCGCGGUAACCAGAGGGACCGUGAUCGUGAAAGGGCUCAGUCAAGAACCGGUGCUAAAGGCAAGCAGACGAAAGCUGAUGGGUUGACCCCUGAACAGCGCAGGGAAAGAGAUGCGAAGGCGCUGCAGGAGAAGGCGGCAAAGAAAGCAGCACAGGAAGCAGGAGGCAAUAAUGCAGGUGGAAGCAAAAAAUAGGCAAUAAUUUAAUGACUGGUUUGAGGUUUGAUGUGUUGGUUGUAGACAUGGAAUGUAUUGAAAUUUUAUGUCGAAUUAUUUGUUGUGGAGUAUGAUGUGUUUAGUAAUGUAAUUUGAGAUGAUGAACAAAUAAUUAUUGCUUCUUUCAAAAGGUGUUUAACGCUGGGGGCUGAAUCACAAUACCUGGUGUCUUUGUUUGGAAUAAUAGUAUUUUGGUAAUAACAUUGUAUUCGCUCCUGAGUCUUCUUGCAUGAGUCGCUAUUGCUCCUUUUGUGAUGACUCGUUGUAUGCCAAACGCAGUUCUUUGAAUCAGCAAUAUUUAAUUUGUAAA
This is a messenger RNA of Vigna unguiculata (cowpea), 759 nucleotides long. RefSeq lists its product as uncharacterized. NCBI's taxonomy places the organism in Eukaryota, Viridiplantae, Streptophyta, Magnoliopsida, Fabales, Fabaceae. The record is from RefSeq and is a predicted model, not a curated record.